Vollenhovia emeryi is the source of this 1034-nucleotide messenger RNA. RefSeq names its product 26S proteasome non-ATPase regulatory subunit 9. Gene Ontology annotation, biological process: proteasome regulatory particle assembly. Gene Ontology annotation, cellular component: cytoplasm; nucleus. The coding region runs from base 258 to 890 and encodes 210 amino acids. Gene Ontology annotation, molecular function: protein binding. The record is from RefSeq and is a predicted model, not a curated record. The transcript is spliced from 4 exons. NCBI's taxonomy places the organism in Eukaryota, Metazoa, Arthropoda, Insecta, Hymenoptera, Formicidae.
AUAACAUUUUUUCCUAACUUCAAUUAUAUCAUUCAGUAGAGAGAAACAAGAUCUUUCGCAUUCGCAUUCGCUUUCGCUUUCGCAAAAAGAUAUGUUUUCUUUCACUUUCGCAUUCGCUUUCGUUAUAACCACUUUCGUUACAACUCUAAAAUUCGUGAAAACCGGUACAAUUGACGCGGGGCCCGAGGACGCGCGCGCACGUACCCGCCGACGCGCUCCGCGAUCGGGCGCUGCGCGUCUGCGCGACCAAAACGAAAAUGGUGGUCGACAUGGAGCUGCAGGAAGCAAAGGAUACCGUCCUUCAACUGAUGAAGGAGAAAGACAGGAUCGAAUCCGAUCUGCGGGCCCUAAAGGAGGUCUUAGAUUCCAAUCACGUCGGCACGGACGAGCCGCUGGUGGACUCCGAGGGCUAUCCCCGGCAGGACAUCGACGUCUACCAAGCGAGACACACCAGGCACAAAAUAAUAUGUCUCACGAACGAUCACAAGGACCUGAUGAGGAAGAUAGAGGAGGGAUUGCACAGAGUCCACGCACUGGUGGGAUCGAGUAUCGCCGGGCAGCUGCUGCCCGAUGUACCCGACAAUCAGGAGGCGGAGGUGGAGUCGCUGGAGCCUUUCCUCAGGGUGAAUCUGGUCUCGCCUGGCUCGCCGGCGGAGACUGCGGGCAUACAGGUCGAGGAUCUGAUAUUGGAGUUUGGAUCUGUUCACUACCGAAAUUUCAAAUCUUUGACGGACAUCGGAAAGCUAGUGGAGAACAGUAGAUACAAGACGGUCAACGUAAAGAUCAGACGCGGCUCAAACGUUAUAGUUCUGUUAUUAACCCCGCGUCCUUGGGUCGGCAAGGGUCUCCUGGGUUGCAACGUGAUACCUGUGGAAGUAGUCGAGAGAUAAAGUAGUCGAGGAUACAGUUCUAACCGAGAGCGACAAUGUAACUAUUUUUCUAACCCGCAAACUAUUUUUAUGUAUUACCUUACUUUACCGAUAAAUGUACCUUUGUAAGUUAUUACUCUUAAUAUAUUCGUCUUGCUAUUACAA